AUGACAACUCCAGCACUUGAGUCACACGAGACCGCCCAUGCGUCUGCAUCACCUUUGACGAUGGCGACGGCGACAACUGCACCAAAUUCGUCUUCCUCUCCUUCCAUUCGUGCCCAGGAUAACGUGCAAAAGACGACAGACGAGGCGCCAGUCAUUCAAGACGAUGGACCUGGACCCGCUAUAAACGAAGCUGAGCCUGCGGAAGAGAAUGUUGACACAGGGAAGAGCAAGCGGGGUGUGGCCUUCUGGAGUAUUAUCGUGGCUCUCUGUGUUACAAGUGUCUUGUCAUCACUAGAAGGGACGAUUGUCUCGACGGCAUUACCCACCAUUGUUGAGAGGCUCGGUGGACAGGAAAUCUAUAUCUGGGCGGUCAAUUCGUAUUUCUUGACCAGGUAAGUAAGCGAACCAUUCAUCUCCAAUUGCAGACGAGUCUAAUACUACUCUAGCAUGGUUUUUCAACCACUUUAUGGCCAAAUGGCGAACAUUCUGGGACGACGAAAUCUCAUGAUCUUCGCUACAACAGUUUUCAUAGUGGGAAGCGCGAUAUGCGGUGCUGCACAGAAUAUGUCCAUUUUGAUUGCUGGUCGUGCAAUUCAGGGUGUUGGUGGGGGUGGUCUCAAUAUGUUGACAAACCUGAUCAUAUCGGAUAUUGUGCCGCUUCGAGAGCGUGGAAGCUUCAUGGCCUAUCUCUUUGCUACAGUCAUUAUUGGAACCGGAAUUGGACCGUUCGUGGGUGGCAUCAUUGUUCAGAGGACAACUUGGAGAUGGGUCUUCUUCCUCAACCUUCCCAUGGGUGGUCUAGCUCUACUGCUAACGAUUCUGUUCCUCCGAGUAACUUACAAGAAGGACUCCUCUAUCAGCCAUCGCCUCAAACGCAUUGACUUCGUCGGGAAUGCUGUUUUUAUUCCGUCCGUUGUUGCCAUCUUGUUGGCACUAACUUGGGGUGGAACUACACUUCCUUGGUCAUCCUGGCGAGUGAUUCUUCCGCUCGUCCUAGGAUUCGUGGGACUCGGAUUAUUCUCAACAUUUGAAUCAUCGCGUUUUUGUGUUGAGCCCACAAUGCCACCAAAACUCUUCAUGAACCGUACCAGCGCAGCUGCUUUUGCCCUGGCUUUCAUUCAAACAGCUCUCCUUUACUGGGUAGUCUACUACCUGCCAAUAUAUUUUCAAGGCGUUUAUGGCUCUUCGCCAUCACGUUCCGGUAUUCAGUUGCUUCCGACAGUUCUCAUUAUGAUACCUUUCGCUGCAAUAAGUGGCAAGCUUCUCACCCGUUUUGGGAAAUAUCGACCAUUUCACUGGGUGGGAUUUGCUUCAGCCAUGAUCGGACUUGGAUGCUUCACGUUGUUAGGUCCAAGAUCUAGCACUGCGGCCUGGGUAUGUUAUCAAGCUCUCAUUGCAGCUGGACUGGGUCUCAUCUCGUCCACUACUCUUCCAGCCGUCCUCGCGCCGUUGGGCGAACAAGAUGUCGCCACUGCAACGGGAACUUGGGCUUUCCUCCGCAGUUUUGGCAUCAUUUGGGGCGUCUCAAUUCCUGGCGCAGUAUUCAACAAUCGGUUUUCCCAGCUUGCGAUGCAAAUUGGCGAUCCAGCAACGAGAGCGCUAUUGCAAGACGGCGGGGCUUAUGAACACGCGACGAAAGACUUCGUUGACUCCUUUUCGGAUCGGCCUAUCUUGAGAGCACAAAUUAUUGCCGGCUACAAUGAUAGCUUGAAGCGUGUAUGGCAAGUUGCGAUUGCUGUUGCGGGCCUUGCUUUUCUGCUGGUAUUUGUGGAGAUGGAGGUUGCUCUGAGAACUGGUCUUAAGACAGACUAUGGAAUUGAGGAGAGAAAGAAGGACAAAGCAGGAGAGGCCGUCUAAUCUUGAGUAGAACACGGAGAAGUCAUGAUUGUAUGUUAGAAAUAGUGCAUCGGUCAGUCACACUUCACUAGCUAGCGCCCCAUUCA
Messenger RNA from Hymenoscyphus albidus, 1943 nucleotides. The record is from the annotation of a GenBank genome assembly. NCBI's taxonomy places the organism in Eukaryota, Fungi, Ascomycota, Leotiomycetes, Helotiales, Helotiaceae.